Messenger RNA from Periconia digitata, 3081 nucleotides. NCBI's taxonomy places the organism in Eukaryota, Fungi, Ascomycota, Dothideomycetes, Pleosporales, Periconiaceae. The record is from the annotation of a GenBank genome assembly.
GCAUGCUGGUCUCCUAGACCUUUCAACUCCCACUAUAACACAACCACCGUAUCAACCACCAUGAGCGAUCCUGAUCCUAUGCCUCCAGGAACCAUCCCGCCGCUCGAAUCAAAAAUAUCCCGUCACCCUCGUCGCCCUCUCGCCCACAAGUCUGUUUCCCUCCGCCAUAAUUCACCAACCCACCGGAAACCCGCGCAUGCACCUUCCUUCCACCAGCCUCAGCAAACGUCCGUCUCUCCGAGCUCUCUCAACGCUUCCGCAAGCGAUAGAGUGAACCCACCCUCGAGUCUUUCGCCUAAGCUUCAAUCCAACAAGUACAGCUCUGGGGAAAGCAGUGAUGCAGGCAAAUGGUUCGAAAGCUCCAACAACAAUGCAAUCCAGAGCAAUGCGUCCUACGCUGACAAUGAUACCCCGUUCUUCCUGCGCAAUUCUUCCUCCGGCGACACCCCACCCGAAGGACAAGCAUCGCACGCAGAUCAGCUUAACACGUUAAAAGUCCACCGUCCCGACAUCGCCCACGGGGGCACCGACGGUAGCAGCACAGAAGAGUAUCGGGGCGUCAUUGAUGAUUUAACUGUUGCCAACAAGAAAUUGAAGCGCAAGCUGAAGAGGUUUGAGAAGUUGUAUGAUACUCAUCUACAAAACGAGAAGCUCUUUGAGGUUCGCUUCCAUGGCUUGUCCGACUACAAGAAGAAGGAAUUGGAAGAGACGUUGCGCAAAUUUGCCGACAGUUUGAACGAUGGUCCCGCCGACAACCUGCUCAACCCACCUUUCUCGUCGUACCCACCUAUCCUCGACCCCCACAAAACCUCAUCGUCAAACCCCUCGCGCUUCGCCGAAUCUGGGUACGCGUCCAUGUCCGCUUCAGGACAGAACUCUUCGGGUCCCUCAUAUCCAGCACACUCUGGAGAUACCGACCACCGCCGAAUGACGAAAUCGCAAUACAAUCGACAGCAGCAAUCCAUUCAAUCCUACCUGCACGACAUACCUGCAGGCUUGCUUCCGACCAACGAAGUUCCCAUGUCGGAAAAAUCGAAGAAGAAACUGGUCGUGCGCCGUCUCGAGCAGAUCUUUGCUGGGAAACGAUCAGCCCCAGGAAACCAUUCGCAGCCCAUGCAGCAGGAGGAGGUCGCUCAGUCUGCUGCAUCGGCGGACCGUCAGGCUAAAGAAGCAACAGGCCAGCAUACAAAGCAUGAGGGUCACCGGGAGGCUCGUAUCAUGCCCGUAAAGGCCGACGACGAGGACAUUGUUACUACAUCACACAUUCAAAAUCUGCAAAGACUGCGCCCGAACCUACAAGUCAACGAGCAAGACUUUGCCGGGUCUGCAUCUCCAGACCAGCGGCCAACAAGGCCAUUGGAUCUGGACCUCUUUCGCGCACAGGUCCCCUCGGACAAUAUGGAGUAUAUUCGCCAUCUUGGAUUCACACCACCAGACAUGGAUACUGGAGAAGCACCGCAAAUGGGACAUGGAUGGAUAUAUCUCAAUCUGCUCAUCAAUAUGGCACAGCUGCACACUAUCAGCGUCACGUCGGAUUUCGUCAAGACAGCAGUGACGGAAUACAGCUCCAAACUCGAACUCUCUCACGACGGCCGGAAAAUUCGGUGGAAAGGCGGUCUGGAUGAAACAAAGACCAGUAGUGGUAGCUCGUCAGAACAUAUGAGUGGAUACUCGCCCUCGGAGGCCAAUGGCACCAGUACUGGCGUCAACAGCAACACCCGGACCGGCAACAGUGGAAGUACAGGAAUCAACCUGGACGCAGACCGUAACGCCCGACGUCUGGCCAGGGCUCACAGGCAGAAGGAGCGGGAGAAACUCAGCUAUACACCCAUAUUUUUCCACAAGGAAGAGUCGGACGAAGACGAAGACUUCUACGGUUAUGACAUGAUGUCUUCAACUAUAUCCAACGUGCAGCGCCAGCAACCGGGAGACUCUUCAGGACUUGGCAGUUCAGCCAUGCGCAGCUCCUCAUCACGAAAGCGUCGUGACGACGGUCCGAUGAUCUUCUAUAACAAGGCGAACUUUUGUACGGACCUGAGUGGGGAUCUACGGGGACUUGCUGGUCGCCAACUCGAUUCCAUUGAUCUUUCCAAAUCUCACGCUCUGGGUGUCUCGCGCUCUCCUAAACGCUCUGCCCAGUACUACGCAAUGGAACGUCGCCGUCCUCAUAAGACACCAUCACCGGACUUGGACGUCAGAGACGGUACCAAUACUUCUUCUAGCGAUGGAGAUAUACAAUUCUCUCCCGAUCCGAUGAUUAUUGACAGUGGGUUAGAAAGUCCUAACAUCGUGGACUUUGAAGCAUCCGGUGUUGGCGGUGUUCACCCAGCAGAUAAUUUUUCGGUCAAGGUUCGCCGGGCUAUUCACUCGUCGUCUGUAAAAGCCCCCGUGGCCCUUCCAAAAAGAAAAUUUUACCCCCAGGAAGUUCUUCAAGCUCUUGCAGGCAGUGACGACGCUGAUAGCAGAGUCAUGCGAAUGACGAAUCAACCGCCGCAUGUCAGAGAAGAGAUACUGUCAGCAGCUCGCAAACCACUGCCUAGCUCGUCGCUUCCACCGGCCUCUUUCCUACCAUUCGAUUCUACUUCAUCUGGAGAAGUCGAUUCGGAUCUUGAUGAUGAGAUUUCCUCCAACCCUUCAACCACAAGUUCUUCCGUGAAUGGUCCAAUCGGCGCUCCUAUCCCUACUCUUUCUCUUUCGCCUAUCUACCCAGGGGAUCAAGACGACAGUUCAGAGGACGAAUCUUCUGAAGACGAAAGUUCGGAUGAUGGGUCAAUAGAUCUGCUAGCUACCGCACGUCAAAUGGAUCCGAGCACGAUCCGAGCAUCCGAACGCGAGUAUGAUGCCGCACUUGCCGAGCGUCUUGCUGAAUGCAUCCCAGCCGGUAGCUCAGCAGCCACCGGUGGAGGAGGGAGUGGAUUCAACAGUCCAUACCAAGCGAUUCCUGCCAGUACAACUCGCAAUAGCACCACCAGUGGAAGCAUGUCCUCACGCACCCAAAAUCUGAAGCGUACUCGGACUCGAGAUAUGGCCAAUACAGCCUUGCAAGAAGGCAACAAUCGAAAGAGUCAGCGCACGGAAUAA